AUGGGAAAUGAAGAAUCAUUGCCAGAACUUGACAUUACACAUCUAGUUGUUUCUGAGCGUGAUCAUCUUCUUGAACGAUUACCAUACUAUAUUCCACCAAAACACCCUGUUGAAACACUUGACUUACAAAACAAUCGUCUUUGUCGUUUACCAUUUGGCUUAGAAUCAUUAAAGAACUUGAAUUUCAGCCAGAACUACUUCAAAGUGUGGACAAAACCCAUUUUGAUUUCAUUAAGUUCAUACCCAAUGUUAUGUGAACUUAACUUGUCAUUUAACAAACUUCGCGAACUUCCAUCAUCCUUAAACUCCCUUAAAAACGUUCACACCCUUACAUUACAUCAUAAUAAAAUCAAAGAAUUCAACCUUUUUCUUCCAAAGUUAGCAAAACUUGACUUGAUGUGCAACAAACUUACUAAAUUCAGUACAAAUUCUAAUACACUUACACACGUUAACCUUAAUUUCAACUUUCUUCGCGAAAUUGAAUUCAGUUGUCCUACGUUAAUUCAAUUACUUUGUUGUGGUAAUUCAAUCAACAAAAUCAGCGAUUCAUGUUACUUCCCAUCACUCGUUCUUCUUAAUCUUUCACAUAACAAUCUUCACGAAAUCAAACGUUUCAACGAAAAGUUUCCAAACUGUUCACAGUUCUCAGUUUCAUAUAAUUUCAUGACCGAAUUACCACAUCCACUUCCUAUUGGCACUAUUACUAUCAUUGCAUCCGACAACUACAUCACAAGUCUCCCAGAAUCCAUUUCAUCACUUGGAAAACUUAUUUCUCUUAUUGUUGAUCACAACUACUUAGAACGAUUACCUUCAUUACCAUCUACGAUUGAGAAACUUGUUAUUGACAACAAUCGUCUUCAAGACAGUCAAUCUAUUUGUGGUACAAUCAAACAACUUCAAAUCAGCCAUAACUCAUUCAGUUGUAUUCCAGAUUUCUCUAAUUCAUCUAUUUUCAUGUUUUGUUGUAGUUAUAAUCCUAUUUCAUCUAUCAAAACAAGUUUCAUCUUUCUUAGUGUUCAACGUCUUGAUUUCACAUCAUGCAACAUCACAGAGAUUCAUCCUUCUCUUUUCCGAUUACCACAAUUAAAACAUUUAAUCCUGACAAACAACAAAAUCAAAGUUAUUCCAAGAGAAAUUUGUAACAGCAGUCUUUCAGUCCUUAUUUUGAGUCAGAAUCCUAUUGAAUACAUCAUAAGUCUUCCAUUGACAUUGCAACGAUUGUAUCUUUGCCAAUGUUCAUUGAAAACAUUCCCCUCAUGCAUUCAAGAAUUACGUAAAUUGCAGUACUUAGAUAUUUCAAGCAAUUUUCUGAAUGAUUUUCCAAGCAAUAUUAAUUAUGUUUUUAUCAAUGCAUCAUGUAACAAUAUUUCAGUAUUUCCUACACUUUCCGACAGUGUUAAAAUUGCAUAUUUCUCACAUAACAAUAUUGACGAAUUUCAUAUUUCAUCGGAAUUCAGCAGUUUACAAGAAUUAGAUGUUUCACAUAAUUUUCUUCAUUCAAUUGAUAUUCAUUCACUUAAGAACUUGCAUAUCUUUAAUCUCUCAGAUAAUCCAGAACUUUCAGGUAAAUUAGAUUUAUCAAAAUUCCCAUCAUUGUCUACUCUUGACAUUGUAAAUACAAAUCUUGAAAUUGAAUUUGAUGACAUUGAUGAUUCUCCAUUACGAGAUCUUUUUUGUUCACAAACAUUUGAUUUUCCGAUUAAACAACAUUUACAAAUUGAUUCAAGUAAAUGUUUUGGAUAUUGUGAGAUGAAAGGCAUGCGAGAAACUAUGGAAGACUCAUUAAUUAUUCGAACAAACAUUUGUAAUGGAUAUGAUUUAUUUGCAGUUAUGGAUGGCCAUGCAGGUAAUUUUACUUCUUCUUUUGUUAGUCGGACAUUUCCAGCAAUGAUAUCUUCUCUGGAUGAAAUCACAAUUGAGAAAGUUGCACAAAGAAUUAAAGAUCUAAAUGAAGAAAUCCGAAAACAGAAUUUUAAGGAUGGAACAACACUUGUCGCAAUAUUAAAGAAAGAAGAUCAAAUUCUUUGCUUCAAUUUGGGAGAUUCUAGAGCAAUAAUAGUAAAAAUGGAUGGAAGUAUCUUUCCUUUGACAUAUGAUCAUAAACCAGAUGGCAUAGAAGAGUUCGACAGGAUCAGGGAAAAGGGUGGAUUCGUUAUUGAUAAGCGGACAUCAGGAAUUUUGUCUAUGUCUAGAAGUUUGGGAGAUUUCUCUGUUAGAGGAAUAAUUUCUACGCCAAGUGUAAUCGAAUACAAAGCUCAACCAAAUGAUUUCAGGAUUGUUAUCGCAUGUGAUGGAUUAUACGAUGUCAUGACUAACGAAGAGAUCGGAUUGGUUGUUGCAAGUGAAGAAAAUGUUCAUAGAUGUUCUGCAACACUUCGGAACUUGGCAUUUACUAGAAUGUCUCAAGAUAAUAUUUCUGUGAUUGUUAUUGAUGUACACAAUCAUUCUGAAUAA
Molecule: messenger RNA, 2454 nt
Organism: Trichomonas vaginalis G3
Lineage: Eukaryota; Parabasalia; Trichomonadida; Trichomonadidae
Exons: 1
Coding region: 1-2454 (817 amino acids)
Biological process (GO): protein dephosphorylation
Molecular function (GO): protein serine/threonine phosphatase activity; protein binding
Source: RefSeq, a predicted model, not a curated record